Messenger RNA from Cuscuta campestris, 619 nucleotides. NCBI's taxonomy places the organism in Eukaryota, Viridiplantae, Streptophyta, Magnoliopsida, Solanales, Convolvulaceae. The record is from the annotation of a GenBank genome assembly.
GGCAAACAACAACAACCCUUUCAACCUGCGUUACAUCUUGGAAAACAACAAGUUAUCCGGGACCAACUUUUCUUGACUGGGAGAUGAACCUUCGAAUCGUUCUUAACUGUGAGAGGAAACUCUAUAUCCUCGAAACGGAUCCUCCCAAGACCCCUGAUGCUAAUGCUCGUGCAUCCAAACUCACUUCCUUCAAGAAGUAUGAGGACGACGCGCGAGAUGUAAAGUGUAUCAUUAUGGCCAGUAUGACCGCGGAGCUCCAAAGGCUCCAUGCGGACAUGGAAGUGCGUCCUAUGAUACAAUGCUUAAGAGACCAUUACCAAGGUCAGCCCCAAAACUAACUCAGGAAUUUACGUUAUCGAAGUCAAUAUGUCUGAUAUCACCUCUUGGGUGAUGGAUACUGGAUGUGGUUUUCACAUCUGUACUUCUAUGCAGAACUUGCAUGAAUGUAGACAAUUGACGGAGGGAGAGAUACAACUAAAAGUCGGCAAUGGCGCACUCGUCUAUGCAUUGGCCGUCGGAACCUAUAGUUUAUCUCUACCUAGUGGUCUAAUAUUGCAUUUGAAUAAUUGUCUGUUUGUACCUAGUAUGAGCAGAAACAUCAUUUCUGUAUCCUGCCUUG